Oncorhynchus nerka (sockeye salmon) is the source of this 2358-nucleotide messenger RNA. RefSeq names its product interleukin-1 beta-like. Bases 349 to 1188 code for a protein of 279 amino acids. The record is from RefSeq and is a predicted model, not a curated record. The transcript is spliced from 7 exons. Gene Ontology annotation, biological process: immune response; neutrophil activation; cellular response to lipopolysaccharide. Gene Ontology annotation, molecular function: cytokine activity. Lineage: Eukaryota; Metazoa; Chordata; Actinopteri; Salmoniformes; Salmonidae.
UAAGACUGUUCGAAAAGUCGAACUCGUGCUUUCAAACCGGAACCCUUGGCCGCUUGGAUGAAACUCUGAAAGUGCGUUUACUUUUUCGACCACGUUCAGCGGAAGUGCGGUAGUUUCGCCUGUUCUCUUCACGGGUCGUUUCUGGCUGUGUUCGAGAGCAUCAAACCCGCAAUGUAUCAUAGGGACAUUUUGAAUGACUGACUGAUCUACAAAUUAGAACGAGUCAUUAUUCAUGAUGCUCUCGUAAACCGCCGAUUUAAAGCGUGUGUCUUGGCACGUUAUACACCAGUUUCACACUUCAAGUACGACAGACAACUCUUCCAGCAUAAAAACUCUCUCUAAAGAAUCAUGGACUUCGAUUUAGCUGACGCUCUCCCGAGCUCAUGUUCGAGUAUGGAGUUUGAUACCGAAUACUGCCUGCCUGAUGCCAAGAGUGGACCAGAGAUGGAGCGCUGUGGGCUGCAAGCGGGCCUGAGCCUGGACUUGGAGGUUAUCGUACAGCAUCGGGGAGGCAUGAGACAGGUGGCUCACCUGGUGAUUGCGCUGCAUAGGAUGAAAAACCCCUGCCAGAAGUCCGACUCCACACACACUCCCCUGGACAUGGAGUGCACCGACGAGCAGUUUCGCAGCAUCAUCAUGGAUAACCUGGUGGAAGAGUGUGUGAUGGUCUCGAUCCAGGAGCCAAUGGGAGUGGUGACCAAAAAGGGGACCUUCGAGCAGAUUGGCUGUUCCCAGCAGUAUAGCCUGUGUGACCAUCACCAGAAGAGCCUGGUGUACUGCCACAGAACCAUGGAACUGAAGGCCGUCACAAUCCAGGGAGGCAACAACCGGAGAGCGAGGUUCAACCUCUCCAAGUAUAGUAAUGCCAGCACCACCACCACCAAUCAGGCCCUGCCAGUUGUCUUAGGGAUAGACCAAUGGAACCUCUCCUGCUCCAAGCAGACAGACAGCGCAACUCCUGUCCUACAGUUGGAGCGCUGUGAGGACCAGUUAACAACCAUCGGGGCUCAGGAAAAAACGGUUCGCUUCCUCUUCUACAAGAAUACCACUGGCUUCUCCCUGACCACCUUCGAGUCGGCCAUGUACCCUGGCUGGUUCAUCAGCACCUCCCUGGAGCCAAGCCAGCCCAUACAGAUGUGUCAGAAACAGGACGCCAGAAAGCUCAUCAACUUCAUGGUCAAACACUAAACACACACAAUCUGUCCCCCUAGUGUAUGUACCACGUACAACCAGAGAGCGAGUGCGGGGUGAAUCUGGGAAGAUAGACUGACUGAUAUUGUGGAGGAGUUGAAUUGAUAGAGCUCUGCUUUUCUCAAACAGCGUUACAUUGUGUGGUAACUAACUCCUUCCAAUGUUUAUUGAAAGUGGUUUGGUUGUAGUGAGGGGGCUUGACCAGCAGAUGGCACUGUGUUUAUUCUCUCUUCUGCAGUAUUGUGUUUUACCUCAGAAGCGAUCUUUUGUUUCAUUAUUCCAUUGUUGAUACCGGCAGUAUUUCCGUAUUUUGAAGGUUAUAAACUUUAUUGCUGACAUGAAAAUGUUUUUGGGACUAUAUCAAAAAUAGACUAAUGAAACAAAUAGCAAAUGAUAAUUAUUUGGGGGAGUUUUUCUUUUACUCUUUUCAGGGAAGGCCCAGUGAGAACUGAUUGCUCUGUAGGAUAGUAACGGUAUCAAGAAGACAUUGUUUUAGCCACAGAUGUAAAUGUUCAAAGUGUUACAUUUUUUUUAAAAACAAGUAAAUUCAUAUUGAAUUCUUUAUCUUAUGGCUACAGUGCUAAGUAUAAAAUUCAUACAUUACAGUAGAGUAGAAUCGUUAAUACUUUUCUAAGCAGUUCUCAUUUAUUUUCUUCUACUUUCUGUACGGUCUUGGAUACAAGUCAUUUUUGAAAAUGUCUCUACUGACGGAAUUAUCUGCUUCUAACAUUGCAUAUUUGAAGUACUUGUCGACAUUGAAACUGUGCUAUUUAGUUUUUUCUAUAAGAAUGCAAGUCAAUCAUCACUUUUCUAAUAUACGAUUAACUUAGUUUUUAUCUCAUAAGCUAACAUUGUACAUAAACGGCUAACAUCAACUAAUAUGUAACACACAAUGUCUUUUAGCGCCAAUAUUGUUGUUUUUCAAUUCUUCAAAAUGUACAGUACCAUUCAAAAGUUUGGAUUUGAUUUGUUUAACACUUUUCUUUGGUUACGACAUGGUUCCAUGUUAUUUCAUAGUUUUGAUGUCUUCACUCUAUUCUACAUUGUAGAAAUCAAGAAAAACCCUGGAAUUAGUAGAUGGGUCCAAACUUUGGAUGUUUUAUCAUUUCAAUGGUUAUAUGAUGUAUUUUACUGUAUGUUGGAAAUAAAGUGACUCUAUUCAAUGCA